GCCAUGGCGGCGGUCGGCAAGAAGGCGGUGUACCCCUUGUACCAGCUGGGUGGCCCCCAGCUGCGGAUUUUCCGCCCCAACUUCUUCAUGCUGGCGGUGCGGCCCGGCGUGCCGCAGCCUGAGGACACCGUGCAGUUUCGCGUCUCUAUGGAAAUGACAAAAGUGGAUAUCAAGAAUUACCUUGAGAAAAUCUAUAAUGUGCCAGUAGCUGCUGUGAGGACCAGGAUACAGUACGGUGCAAACAACAAGAGAAACCAUAGGAAUCAGAGAGUGAAGAAGCCAGAUUACAAGGUCGCCUACGUACAGCUGGGUCAAGGGAAAACCUUUCAGUUUCCCAACCUAUUUCCAGAGAAAGAAGACUCGGAAGCUGAGGCCUUUGAUGACUUCAGGAAGAAGUUCAUGGAGAAAGAGCAGCAGAGCCAGAAGGGUGACCCCAGACGAGGCGGAGUCCCCGAUUGGUUUGGACUUUGAUGCAAGAAGCCAGCUGCCUUUCUUUAGGCCUGAGGGAUUUUAAUCAGUAGAACUUGCACUCUUCUCAGAAUGACUGAGGGUUUAUUCCUGAGCAGUGCUUGCUAGUGUGUUUUUUUUUCCUGGCUGUUUAUGCUCGACUGCAACAAAAUGGCCCUAAAGAAAUAAAAAGG
This is a messenger RNA of Gallus gallus (chicken), 641 nucleotides long. RefSeq names its product mitochondrial ribosomal protein L23 (gene MRPL23). Gene Ontology annotation, cellular component: ribosome; mitochondrial large ribosomal subunit. The transcript is spliced from 5 exons. NCBI's taxonomy places the organism in Eukaryota, Metazoa, Chordata, Aves, Galliformes, Phasianidae. The record is from RefSeq and is marked validated. Gene Ontology annotation, molecular function: structural constituent of ribosome. Gene Ontology annotation, biological process: mitochondrial translation. Bases 4 to 471 code for a protein of 155 amino acids.